AUGGUUAUGGCACCAUCUGCCAUCGCCAUUGAUGAGAAAGAAACCACGAUUUUGAAUGACAGUAAAGUCAAUUACAUUGACAUUGACCACAAUCAUGGCGUUGAAUCCGAUGUGACGGGCUUUGCCUCCAAGGCGCUUAUCCAGAAAGUUCUCAAAGAGCAAAUUGCUCGUAUCAAUGUCGACACCUGUGAACCCGGUGAGGAAGAUGCGUUCUACGUGGCGGACUUAGGAGAGGUGUACCGCCAGCAUCUCCGAUGGAAACUGAACCUGGGCAGAAUCAAGCCCUUCUACGCGGUCAAAUGCAACCCCGACCGGGAAGUGCUUCGUCUUUUGGCCAAAUUGGGUACCGGUUUCGAUUGUGCGUCUAGGGCUGAGAUUGACCUGGUACUCGGCCUUGGCGUGCCUCCGAGCCGUAUCAUCUACGCUCAGCCGUGCAAAACCAAAUCGUAUUUGCGGCAUGCUCGAAAGGUCGGCGUGACUCAGAUGACCGUUGAUAACACCGAUGAGCUUCGGAAGAUCAAAGAGUGCUAUCCGGAUGCCGAACUGGUCCUUCGUAUCUUGACGGACGAUUCAGCCAGCCUGUGCCGAUUCAGUGCCAAAUAUGGUGCCAGCCUGGAUGACGCUCAAGAAUUACUCCGGCUCGCGAAGAAAUUGGAAUUGAAUCUCAUUGGUGUGAGCUUCCACGUUGGCUCUGGAGCGAGUGACCCCAACUCUUUUGGGAAGGCGGUCAAAGAUGCACGCAUCGUCUUUGACCAAGCAUCUGAGCUCGGUUUGGACCUCAAAAUGCUCGAUGUGGGGGGGGGAUUCGUCGAUGAAACAUUUGAGAUGUUUGCCCACAACCUGAACGAGGCACUAGAAGAGCACUUCCCACCUCAUAUCCGUAUUAUUGGAGAACCCGGUCGGUACUAUGCCUCCAAUGCCUUUACUCUUGCCACCAAUAUCAUUGCAAGACGUGAAGUCGCCAUUGAUCCUCAAGGUGGCAAGGGUUACAUGCUCUAUCUGAACGAUGGCGUCUACGGGAAUUUCUCCAACAUCAUUUUCGAUCACCAACAUCCGGUCCCACAAGUCCUCUCCGCCGCUUCGGCGGAUGAGAAACUGGUGGAGUACUCGAUCUGGGGACCGACUUGUGAUGGAAUCGAUGUCAUCAGUGACCGUUACUUUUUGCCCGGAGUCCUCGAUAUUGGAGAUUGGUUGUUCUUCGAGAACAUGGGAGCAUACACCAAAUGCUCCGCUACCAAGUUCAAUGGAUUCACGGAUGAUCACGAAGUCAUCUACAUCUCCAGCGAGCCCGGAGCCUCUGCCCUGCUUGGUUAUUGA
This is a messenger RNA of Rhinocladiella mackenziei CBS 650.93, 1317 nucleotides long. RefSeq lists its product as uncharacterized. Gene Ontology annotation, molecular function: ornithine decarboxylase activity. Gene Ontology annotation, cellular component: cytoplasm. The transcript is spliced from 2 exons. NCBI's taxonomy places the organism in Eukaryota, Fungi, Ascomycota, Eurotiomycetes, Chaetothyriales, Herpotrichiellaceae. The record is from RefSeq and is a predicted model, not a curated record. The coding region runs from base 1 to 1317 and encodes 438 amino acids.